GCGCUCGCAGCUCCUCUCUCUCGCCCGCCCGCCCGCUCCCUUGCUAGCUCGCGCUUUCGUUCGCGCUUUCCUCGCGGAUCGAAGGAGCUGUCGGCACAGCCUGCGGCUGAGAAGGAAGACAGAGGCGGAGGCUCAGGGCGAACUAGGCUGCAGUGGUGGUAGUGGUGGAAAGAUGUCGGGUGAGGACGAGCAGCAGGAGCAAACUAUCGCCGAGGACCUGGUCGUGACCAAGUAUAAGAUGGGGGGCGACAUCGCCAACCGGGUACUUCGAUCUUUGGUGGAAGCAUCCUGCUCAGGUGUGUCCGUACUGAGCCUGUGUGAGAAAGGUGAUGCCAUGAUUAUGGAAGAGACAGGGAAAAUUUUCAAGAAAGAAAAAGAAAUGAAGAAAGGUAUUGCCUUUCCCACCAGCAUUUCAGUAAAUAACUGUGUAUGUCACUUCUCCCCUUUGAAGAGCGACCAGGACUAUAUUCUCAAGGAAGGUGACUUGGUAAAAAUUGACCUUGGGGUCCAUGUGGAUGGCUUCAUCGCUAAUGUGGCUCACACUUUUGUGGUUGAUGUAGCUCAGGGGACCCAUGUAACAGGGCGGAAAGCAGAUGUCAUUAAGGCAGCUCACCUUUGUGCUGAAGCUGCCCUUCGCCUGGUCAAACCUGGAAACCAGAACACACAAGUGACAGAAGCCUGGAACAAAGUUGCCCACUCAUUUAAUUGCACACCAAUAGAAGGUAUGCUGUCACAUCAGUUGAAGCAGCAUGUCAUCGAUGGAGAAAAAACCAUUAUCCAGAAUCCCACAGACCAGCAGAAGAAGGACCAUGAAAAGGCUGAAUUUGAGGUACACGAAGUAUAUGCCGUGGAUGUUCUUGUCAGCUCAGGAGAGGGCAAGGCCAAGGAUGCAGGACAGAGAACGACCAUUUACAAACGAGACCCUUCUAAACAGUACGGGCUGAAAAUGAAAACAUCACGUGCCUUCUUCAGUGAGGUCGAAAGGCGUUUUGAUGCCAUGCCAUUUACUUUAAGAGCAUUCGAAGAUGAGAAGAAGGCCCGCAUGGGUGUGGUGGAGUGUGCCAAACACGAACUGCUGCAGCCAUUUAAUGUUCUCUAUGAGAAGGAGGGUGAAUUUGUUGCCCAGUUUAAAUUUACAGUCCUGCUCAUGCCCAAUGGCCCCAUGCGGAUAACCAGUGGUCCCUUUGAACCUGACCUCUAUAAGUCUGAGCUGGAGGUCCAGGAUGCAGAGCUAAAGGCCCUCCUCCAGAGUUCUGCAAGUCGGAAAACCCAGAAAAAGAAAAAAAAGAAGGCCUCCAAGACUGCAGAAAAUGCCACCAGUGGGGAAACAUUAGAAGAGAAUGAAGCUGGGGACUGAGACCAGGAACCAGACGAGCAGACUGACUGAAGAGACAUCUCCUGGCUUUCUGAAGCUGUGGACUUGGAUUGGAUGAAUUGCUAGGGGUUUGGAGAGGAAGGUGAUGAAAUUCGGUACCUCUGGCAUGCUGUCCCAGGGAACUUGGGCUCCCGCUAACUUAUGAGGUUUUUAAACAUGUUGAAAAUGAUAUGGUAUUAAAAUAAAUUUGGAUUUGAUCAUAA
Molecule: messenger RNA, 1578 nt
Organism: Suricata suricatta (meerkat)
Lineage: Eukaryota; Metazoa; Chordata; Mammalia; Carnivora; Herpestidae
Gene: PA2G4
Product: proliferation-associated 2G4
Exons: 14
Coding region: 173-1357 (394 amino acids)
Source: RefSeq, a predicted model, not a curated record